Molecule: messenger RNA, 285 nt
Organism: Penicillium verhagenii
Lineage: Eukaryota; Fungi; Ascomycota; Eurotiomycetes; Eurotiales; Aspergillaceae
Exons: 1
Coding region: 1-285 (94 amino acids)
Source: RefSeq, a predicted model, not a curated record
AUGGAGCGAGUAAAGAGAAUCUUCUUUGACCUAGCCUCAUCGAAGGCUCAAAUUCGAGAUGAACUAGAAAAGCUACCAGUCGGUUCCGCACAUCCAUUCGGCCCCGAGCACCUUCUCCUUUGCCGCACAGAUGAUGGGAUUGAUGAAAUCGAUAUCGCAUCCUACCUUGACAGCUACUUUUUUAAUCCUGUUGAUCUGGGUGUAAUGGGCGAAGUUCUUUUGAAGCGAAUGGCCGGCUUCAAGUCGGAGUUGGGUAUGUCUCCCCUUCCAAUCUUUCUGGUUUGA